This is a messenger RNA of Budorcas taxicolor (takin), 1782 nucleotides long. Its product is annotated as merlin-like. NCBI's taxonomy places the organism in Eukaryota, Metazoa, Chordata, Mammalia, Artiodactyla, Bovidae. Gene Ontology annotation, biological process: regulation of gliogenesis; positive regulation of protein localization to early endosome; regulation of organelle assembly. Gene Ontology annotation, molecular function: actin binding; cell adhesion molecule binding. Gene Ontology annotation, cellular component: filopodium; adherens junction; plasma membrane. The record is from RefSeq and is a predicted model, not a curated record.
AUGGCCGGGGCCAUCGCUUCCCGAAUGAGCUUCAGCUCGCUCAAGAGGAAGCAGCCUAAGACAUUCACCGUGCAGAUCGUCACCGUGGAUGCGGAGAUGGAGUUCAAUUGCGAGGUGAAGUGGAAGGGGAAGGACCUGUUUGACUUGGUGUGACGGACCCUGGGGCUUCGCGAAACCUGGUUCUUCGGCCUGCAGUACACGAUCAAGGACACCGUGGCCUGGCUCAAGAUGGACAAGAAGGUGCUGGAUCACGAUGUCUCAAAGGAAGAGCCAGUCACCUUUCACUUCCUGGCCAAAUGUUAUCCCGAGAAUGCCGAGGAAGAGCUGGUUCAGGAGAUCACGCAACACUUAUUCUUCCUGCAGGUGAAGAAGCAGAUCUUGGAUGAAAAAAUCUACUGCCCUCCCGAGGCGUCUGUGCUCCUGGCUUCUUACGCCGUCCAGGCCAAGUACGGCGACUACGACCCCUCUGUUCACAAGCGGGGGUUUCUGGCCCAAGAGGAAUUGCUUCCAAAAAGGGUAAUAAAUCUGUAUCAGAUGACUCCGGAAAUGUGGGAGGAGAGGAUCACAGCCUGGUGCGCGGAGCACCGAGGCCGAGCCAGGGACGAAGCGGAGAUGGAGUAUUUAAAGAUAGCUCAGGACCUGGAGAUGUAUGGUGUGAACUGCUUCACAAUCAGGAAUAAAAAGGGCACAGAGCUGCUGCUCGGAGUGGAUGCUUUGGGGCUUCACAUUUAUGACCCUGAGAACAGGCUGAUCCCCAAGAUCUUCCCGUGGAACGAAAUCCGGAACAUCUCCUAUAGCGACAAGUUUACCACUAAGCCUUUGGAUAAGAAAAUCGAUGUCUUCAAGUUUAACUCCUCAAAGCUUCGUGUCAAUAAGCUGAUUCUCCAGCUGUGUAUUGGGAAUCACGACCUGUUUAUGAGGAGAAGGAAGGCCGAUUCUUUGGAAGACCAGCAGAUGAAAGCCCAGGCCAGGGAGGAGAAGGCUAGAAAGCAGAUGGAACGGCAGUGCCUCGCUCGGGAGAAGCAGAUGCGAGAGGAGGCUGAGCGCAUGCGGGAGGAGCUGGAGAGGCGGCUGCUGCAGAUGAAGGAAGAGGCAACGAUGGCCAAUGAAGCCCUGAUGCGGUCCGAGGAGACAGCUGACCUGUUGGCCGAAAAGGCCCAGAUCACAGAGGAGGAGGCAAAGCUCCUGGCCCAGAAGGCGGCAGAGGCCAAGCAGGAGAUGCAGCGCAUCAAGGCCACGGCUAUCCGGACGGAGGAGGAGAAGCGCCUGAUGGAGCAGAAGGUGCUGGAGGCCAAGGUGCUGGUGCUGAAGAUGGCCGAGGAGUCAGAGAGGAGGGCCAAGCAGGCCGAUCAGCUGAAGCAGGACCUGCAGGAAGCCCGUGAGGCAGAGCGAAGAGCCAAGAAGCUGCUGGAAAUUACCACCAAGCCCACGUACCCGCCCAUGAACCCACUCCCAGCACCACUGCCUCCCGACAUGGCAAGCUUCGACCUCAUCGGCGACAGCCUGUCUUUCGACUUCAAGGACACCGACAUGAAGCGGCUUUCCAUGGAGAUUCAGAAAGAGAAAGUGGAGUACAUGGAGAAGAGCAAGCACCUGCAGGAGCAGCUCAACGAGCUCAAGACCGAGAUCGAGGCCUUGAGACUCAAAGAGCGGGAGACGGCCUUGGACAUGCUGCACAACGAGAACUCUGACCGGGGUGGCGGCGGCAGCAAGCACAACACCAUCAAAAAGCUCACCCUGCAGAGCGCCAAGUCCCGAGUGGCCUUCUUUGAAGAGCUCUAG